AUGCAUUCACAAAAUAAGGCAGAAGAAAAUUCGUUAUCUAGGCCCUUAACUCACGAGUCUUCAUUUUUAAUCAAGCAUUCUUCCAAUGAAGUGCCUAAACAAAAUUCUCAAGAUCAGUAUUCAUCAAUUGCCCAGGAAAACGCUGGUGAGCAUCCUCAAGUUCUAUCCUCUACUACUUUAGGUUCUAAGGAAAGCUCUUCUGUCCAAUCAAGAAGCUCUACUGAAAGUACACUAGACGAAGAUGUAACUGUAACUCAGAUGAUUUUGACAUUUGCAGCUGAUUCUCACGUGGUUGAAAAUCCACAUCAUCGAAACUUUCUUGCUGACCCAUCAACUAUUAAUACUAUUAAUUUAGAAAGCAAGUCGUUUGAUAAACCACUCCAGGACCAUACAACAGUACUCAGCAGCUUGAUGGACAUCUCUGAAACACCAGCAGUAUCUUCUACUACUCAGCUCUCCAGACCAAAUUCAGCUCAGAGCACUAUGGUUCCAGAGGUCACUAUGACAUUCGCUACUGCCAGAGAGCCGGGUUUACUAUCUAGCGAUUCCUCGAAAGGUUUCUGUCCUCAGCCCGCCAGUCCAGCUCACGUUAUUACCCUGUCGCGAUCCACGAUUAAACGGGCACAUAAACCGUUAGAUUUUCCGGAUGAGCCUGGUUGCGAAGGUCAGCUAGACGAAUUUGAAACGUGCGACUUACUGGCGGAGCAGCCGGAGGAGACCUAUGAGGAAACCCAUAGCCCAUCGGACUCUUUAGUUAUGCACUCUUCUAAGAGGUCUAGAACUCCUUCUUGCGAACAACCUCGACCAGAACAGACUCUCAAGGAACUGGCUCCUCACCAACCUGCUCCACAUGUGUCUACCUCUGCUAACGAAUUAAUCAAACAGACACCGCCGAUUAUUUCUGUUACAAAUGAGGUCAAGCAGGUCACCAGUCCUUCGAUUCCUCCCACAAAGGAGUAUCGAGCAACUGUAAUCCGCAAACCAAAGCCCACCGUGUGGUCCAAGGAGCCGUCUAUUUCUAGGCGCUCAGCUCCAUCCACUCCUUACAUAAUGACUGACUGUACAGCAGCACAUACAUUUAUUGAAACAGUUCCGUUUGCUGCUAAUGCGUCUAUUCUGGGAACAGUUCCAGGUGCCAGCACCAAUUUGGUAUUCCCAGACCUCCCGCCACCUCAAUUUUCAAACUAUAGUCAGGUACGCGAAAACAAUCUUUCUAUCUUGGAAGAGAUGAGCAUGGCUGAUGGCCCCAUUAGCUCUAAAGCCCUUCCGGCCGUUUCUAUCUCCAGAUCUCAUUCAACUAUUCCGCAACACAGUAAUGAGUAUCUCUUGUCUCGUGCCUUCACUCCCGUAGAUGUCAUCGGAGAAGACGUUACUGGACUUGUCCACCAUAUAAGCACAAUUCCGACUACCCUUGAAAAAUCAAUUGUGAAAGCGCUGCCCUCUGUGCGGGUGUCACAUGCAAGGGAUGCAUCUAGCGAACUAGAAGGAUUUCCGCGUUCCCUCGCCGAAUUUCACGCCUCCUCGCAGGCUUCAAGUUCAUUGCAAAUUCCUAACGCUACGGCUGAGGUGGCAACCUCUACACUUCCAACACAACGCUCCUCUCUGCUUGCAGAAGAAUCUCGUCUGCAACUAGAAGACUUGGAAGCCCCAAUACCGGCACAAUUUACCGAAGGGCCGCGCCUGUCCAAUUAUGUGCAGCAAAUGCAUAGCAGUGCACCUACACUACCAUUGCGUUCCGCAUCUGUGACAAAGUCUAUCAUCGAAGAGAUGUAUGCUGAUCAGGACUCGCAGGCCAUGGCUACAGCGCCACUGGAAACAUCCAUUAUCGACGAGCUCUAUUCCACUAAUAAUCUAUCAAUAACUACAAGCCUUGAACAGCCAGCUUUAAUACUAAACCAUGCCAGCCUUCCUGCUAACAUUCAGCCACAACACAAGGACGAUCUUAUUUCCAACUUCCUUGCAGAGCAAUCUAUCGUUCAAAUAAUUCCUGGAAGUAUUGAUGUUUCUAAACAUGAGCGGCAGGAUUCGUUCUCGGCUGCAUUAUAUGAAACGACCACAAAUAUUGAUACAAUUUUGAUUCCUAACAGCCCAGUUGUUGUAUCAACUAUAGAGCUUCCCCUGCCUACCUUCACUGAGCCAGCUCUUUCUUCUCUAACUACCCUCCCACCCGUUGAGACUAUGCCUUCCCGAACUCUCUGUUCUCCCAAACGUAUUGCAAACCCUGCGGCAUCUUUAGAGAAGACUCCUGCUCCAGAUGAUGUAUCUCAUGAUACAAGUUCUUAUCUGCCUACUGAGGGAUCUAAGAUGGAUCCCUCUGACCCUUAUGUUGCUCAAGACUUUUUUGCAUGCACUGCCACUACCGUUCAAAGUGCAACAGUUGCACGAGGUUCCAUCCCUGUGGUAGAGCUGAACUCGUCCACACAGGCGACAGAACAUUCAACGGCAUUAUCUAGUUCAUCAACAGUAUUGCCAAGCCAGCAACAUCAAACCAGGUCUCCAUCAAUCUCAAUGGAGCCGGCUUCCCUUAUUAAGCACUUCUCUAAGGAGCCUAGUAGUUCGUCUAAGCGAAGCCUACAAUUGGAAGAGAUAGAUGUACAGGUUCAGGAGUUAAACAUGUCAUGGACCAAAAACUCUGAACAGCAUAAGACUGCUGUGGCUACUCAGGAGCAUCAUUCCCCUGCUAAGGUUCAGCACGCCCGAUUGCCUCCGCGCGUCAAAAGCUUGGAAAGAGAGAAGCCAUCCUCUGAACCUGCCUCUGAAACGUCCUAUAGACCUAUUAGAACACCCUCCAUUGAAUCAUCGACUACACAUGAAUCGAUUGCUCCACAAAUUAAUCAUCGAAUAGCCCUCAAUGAUCCUUUGCCACAAGAUCUUACGAUCGGUCCAAUAUCGUCGUAUCACACAGAUUAUUCGACUCACAGGACGUCUGCUCCAACGGAAGCCGAAUCUAAACUGGAUAUGGGAUUGUUCAGCGAAGCACAUCAACCUACAAGUGAUCACCCCUCGCGAUUCCGCGACCCAGAACAGAUUAGUGUUCACACAGCCCCUGAUGAUGUUUUCAGCGCCCGAUCUGGUGAACAGUCGGCUAUUCAUGCCUCUGCAGCCAAAGUGGCUUCCAGGCAAGAGCCGUCGGUUUCCAAAGAUCGACCAGCUGGGAGUGCAUCCGUUGGAUCUAAUAGUCGUCAAUGGAAUGAUCAGUUGGCGUCUUCAGUAGUCCGCAGGGACAAGCAGAUCUCACUUGAUCCCCACUACAAUAGCAGCAAUGACCCACAAGUACUUCACGUAGGAACUAAAGAAUCGUCCCAUAAGGACAACAGUAAUUCAGGUACAAAUCGCAUAGCAUCGUCUGUGCUCCAAAACAUCGCUUGUAUUCCUUCUGAAAGCGACACUAUAACUGUGUCCAUCAAUCAACGCAGAACAGGACCGCGCCAAGUUAAGAAGCAGAGUGUCUAUCAAAGCGAUACCAAGAAAACCUCGUUUUAUAAUGAGGACGGUGAAAUAGAGUGUGCUGAAGCAGCUAAUCCGCAGCCGCAAAGCGAAGCAACGGAUCUCCCAGUGACUGGCAGAAAACAGCGAAGAUAA
This is a messenger RNA of Giardia duodenalis, 3582 nucleotides long. RefSeq names its product Mucin-like protein. Lineage: Eukaryota; Fornicata; Diplomonadida; Hexamitidae. The record is from RefSeq and is a predicted model, not a curated record. The transcript has a single exon. Bases 1 to 3582 code for a protein of 1193 amino acids.